Hirsutella rhossiliensis is the source of this 342-nucleotide messenger RNA. RefSeq lists its product as uncharacterized. Bases 1 to 342 code for a protein of 113 amino acids. Lineage: Eukaryota; Fungi; Ascomycota; Sordariomycetes; Hypocreales; Ophiocordycipitaceae. The transcript has 2 exons. The record is from RefSeq and is a predicted model, not a curated record.
AUGACGACCCAUGGCAACAUGGCUGCACAUCAGCAGGAGCGGGUGCAAGGAGCCAAGGGCCACAACUUCUUCUGGGGCAAGGAGUUUGUACCCGAGAGUGGCGGAGCCGGCUCUCUCUUUCAGAGUCUUUUCUGGCUUGCUAAGGAGCUAUACGAGGGUCAGAUGUUGGAUCUCGCUAAGUUGACGAAGAGGCUUUCGCCUUCUCGCGACCCCUGUGUGGGCGCAGGGAACAUUGUUGUUGUUGCCGUCUACUUUCUUUUCAACCAUCGCGACGACAUGGAUAUCUUGGCCCGAUACUUCGGCGACCGGAGAGCAGGAUUGUACUAUGGUCUUGCUCUUUGA